Dipodomys ordii (Ord's kangaroo rat) is the source of this 2450-nucleotide messenger RNA. It is a transcript of the gene Itpkb, whose product is annotated as inositol-trisphosphate 3-kinase B. Gene Ontology annotation, cellular component: nucleus; cytoplasm. The transcript has 8 exons. Gene Ontology annotation, molecular function: inositol tetrakisphosphate kinase activity; inositol-1,4,5-trisphosphate 3-kinase activity. The coding region runs from base 1 to 1389 and encodes 462 amino acids. Gene Ontology annotation, biological process: inositol phosphate biosynthetic process. Lineage: Eukaryota; Metazoa; Chordata; Mammalia; Rodentia; Heteromyidae. The record is from RefSeq and is a predicted model, not a curated record.
AUGGCUCCCUUUGACCGUGAGGAGCCCCUCUGCCCCAGUGGGUGGUCUCUGAGCUCGCCACCCCCGUGCCUUCCCGCGCCGCCUCUGAGCCCCGGGGCGGUGCUGGGCCCCGCGGAGGACACCGGCCCGGCCUGGACGUGCGGCACAGGGCCGAGUGCGGACACUUGGGAAAGCCCUGCGCGUGACCGAGGGGCCGGGGACCGGGACACGACGUCCCCCAGAGACAGCGGCGGCCUCCCUGCCAUCCCCGCCGUCAUCAUCACCGACCUGGGCGCCCAGGAGGACGGCGCCUCGGAGGAGCCCCAGGGGAGCUCCCGCGGCAGCCUGCCCCUGAGGAAGCUGUCCUCUUCCUCUGCCUCCUCCACCGGCUUCUCCUCCUCCUAUGAGGACUCAGAGGAGGACAUCUCCAGUGACCCCGAACGCACCCUGGACCCCAACGCAGCCUUCCUGCACACCCUGGACCAGCAGAAGCCAAGAGUGAGCAAGUCAUGGAGGAAAAUCAAAAACAUGGUGCACUGGUCCCCCUUUGUCAUGUCCUUCAAGAAGAAGUACCCGUGGAUCCAGCUGGCCGGACACGCAGGGAGCUUCAAGGCCGCCGCCAACGGUCAGAUCCUGAAGAAACACUGUGAGUCGGAGCAGCGCUGCCUGGACCGGCUGAUGGUGGACGUGCUGAGACCCUUCGUGCCUGCUUACCACGGGGACGUGGUCAAGGACGGGGAGCGCUACAACCAGAUGGAGGACCUGCUGGCCGACUUCGACACGCCGUGCGUGAUGGACUGCAAGAUGGGCGUCAGGACGUACCUGGAGGAGGAGCUCAGCAAGGCCCGGAAGAAGCCCAGCCUACGGAAGGACAUGUACCAGAAGAUGGUGGAGGUGGACCCCGAGGCCCCCACCGAGGAGGAGAAGGCGCAGCGGGCGGUGACCAAACCCCGCUACAUGCAGUGGAGGGAGACCAUCAGCUCCACCGCCACCCUGGGCUUCCGGAUCGAGGGCAUCAAGAAGGAGGAUGGCUCUGUGAACCGCGACUUCAAGAAGACCAAAACCAAGGAGCAGGUCACGGAGGCGUUCCGGGAGUUCACGCAAGGGGACCACCGCAUCCUGGUCGCCUACCGGGACCGGCUGAAGGCCAUUCGAGCAACCCUGGAAAUCUCCCCCUUCUUCAAGUGCCACGAGGUCAUCGGCAGCUCCCUGCUCUUCAUCCACGACAAGAAGGGGCAGGCGAAGGUGUGGAUGAUCGACUUCGGGAAGACCACGCCGCUGCCCGAGGGCCAGACCCUGCGGCACGACGUGCCCUGGCAGGAGGGAAACCGGGAGGACGGCUACCUCUCGGGACUCAACAACCUCAUCGACAUCCUGUCUGAAAUGUGCCGGGCUGGCCCGCCCUCCUGAGGCCGCCCCCUCCGCCCGUGGCCCCGCCCCCUCCGCCCUCCACCUCUACUCACCCCGCCCAGGCCCGGACCCACCCGAACUGCACUACCAGACACUUUGUUGAAGAGGAGAGAGAUUUUCUUGUUCUUUCUCUAACAGGGAGCUUGGAGGUGAUGUUUCCUCUUCCUCUCUUUGUAAAUAGAACCACCUUCUAGAAGAGACGCUGAAGCCCAGGGUCAGCAUCAUCCUGCUCAGAGCUGGAGGGAGCGGGGGAGGGGGGGGAGGCUGAGGAGGCCGCAGACGCCCGGGCCCUGCAGACCACGGGUGGAGGCUGCUGCCCCUGCGUGCCCAGUGUGAGCCGCACAGUUGCUGCCUCCCAACCGGGAGGCAUCCCUGUUGGCCAGCAGCAUCCUGGGCUUCUUCCAGAAACUCAGAGUUGUCCUGCGGGGACGGCUAAGCCAGGACCCCGGCCCUGCCGACCCUCCAGCCCCAGCCACCUGGUAUUAAACCUCCACCUUCAGGCCGACUCAGAUUCCAGGCACUUGUGCAGGCCAGCCUGGCUGGGUGCUGUGGCCCCGGCCCUGGGGGCAGGACCCCAGCCUGUCUGGAGCGUCUGCCCAGACACCACGGGGCUCUGGCCGAGCCGGGCUGAGGGGUGCUUUCCACCGGCCUCACUCACGCCCCCAUUCUCGUGAUGAGGCCUGUGGCCUGCUCAGGAUGCGGCUCUAGGACCCAUCCCAUCUGGCAGGAUGCCGGUCCCCCAUCGCCCCGCACCCCAGCUGCUAAGUGGCCAGGCUUUACGCCAGGGCCUUGGCGGGGGCCAGGUCUCUAGCUGUUGUGGGGCUGGGGCCGGUCCAGGCCAGCACUAGCUGGAAGGAAUCAGAAUUCUGUCUUCUGGCACCAUUUCUGAGUCUCCCCAGAAUAUACCCAAGAGCUUAGAUCCCAAGUUCCCCGUCGUCUUGGGUGGGGCUGGGGGUGGCUGGCGUGCCCGGCCUCCCUCUCUGGAGUCUGUGGGCCGGUCCCUUGCCUGUCAGCUGUAAAGCAGGCCUUGCUGAGCGGGUGGCGGAGGCUCCGAGCCCGGG